AAUCUACUCUAUGUCUAUACAUUCUGGUUCCUUCUAGAAAUGUUGAAACAUACAUAGAUUUUGAUGAUGUUGGAUUUUGAGAGAUGCGAGUGACACUAUUCGAAAUUGAAAAUGUCAGAGGACUCGGAUACUAAAAUGAAUGUGGUGAAGCCUAUGACUUUGACUAUAGCACCUAAUUCACCUAGGAAACCAGUGAAAUCUACGGCAGUUGUUAAGUAUUCAGUAGUCCAGACACCUGCAACUUAUGCUCAAUUACAAUGUAAUACAGAUUUAAAUUUACCACCGAGCAAUUGGCUUAGCAGUUCCGCAGAAAGUUAUGGCCUUCAAAGCGUAUGGUCACAAACCUCUGGGUUUUCCAGUUUCCGUAUGGCGCAUAUGUUUCCAGACUGUGUCGGAGAAGUCGACGUUGUAUCAGAUGCAGAAAAUAUAAAGAAACUGUUAAAGUUGCCUUACAAUCAUGGAGUGAUAUCCAUGAUGGUUCACAGAGUCGAAAAUACGUUGUUAUUGGAUGAUUUCGAUAUUCACAAAUAUUUGCUUAGGCAAGCAGAAAACGAUUGGGAAUGGCUGAAAAAAUUUUUUUAUGAACAUAUUUUCCACAAUCUCGGAGACAAAGAGAAACGUCUCUUUCACAAAACGAAUAAUAGGAAUACUUUACAGCAGAGAAAUUUGGUAUCCAAGUUCUUGUAUCAUUCGAUAGUAGUGGCCGAUAAUAAAGAGCAGCACACAAAACCACAGUUACCUGUGAAGACAUUGGAACCAUGUUUACCGGAACCCUCUCAAGAGGAGAAAGUACCAGAUCCAAAUUAUAAUCACAAUUUUACUAGAAACAUUGUAUGGACUUUUGAGAACAUACAAAUGCUUAUCGGUACAGACAUGCCGAUAUUUGGAGGGCAAACGCAUCCGUGUAUAAGUUUAAGAUUAAGAGACAUGACAAAGCCUAUCAAUGUUUUAACCGGUAUAGAUUAUUGGUUGGAUAACUUAAUGUGUAAUGUUCCAGAAGUUGUCAUGUGUUAUCAUUUGGAUGGCAUAGUGCAAAAGUAUGAGUUAAUAAAAACGGAAGAUCUUCCUAAUUUAGAUCAUUCUAAAUUCAGUCCCAAAGUCAUCAGGGAUGUUGCACAAAAUAUUUUAAGUUUCUUAAAAAAUAAUGCAACGAAAGCUGGGCACACUUAUUGGCUAUUUAAAGGCAAAGACGACGAUGUUGUAAAGUUAUACGAUUUAACAUCUUUAUGUCACGACGUAUCGGAUGAAAAAGGUCAGAAUCCGUUCACCGUGCCUGUUGCUAUGUUAUUGUAUAGAGUGGCUCGUAAUAUGAAGUACUCCUCCGAUUACCACCGUCAACAGGGUACUAUCAGAAUGCUACUGAAGAACUGUGUACAAUUAUUAGCUAAAGAAAAAUAUCCUCAAAUUGUUACAUCGGCGCAUUUUAUGUUAUCCGAUCUUUAUAUACCAUCGGAUACCGACCCUGCUAGUCCAGGGCUCUCGGAUCAAAGCGACGAAGAAGACGUGCAAAGCGAAUCGAGUACGAAUCACGAGAAUGACGAAAAUGAAGAAGAGAAAGCUGAAGAAGCUGCGAUAAAGUCGUUAACAUUAGCUCACAUUAAGGAACAAGCGGAUUGCGAUGAACCCAAAUACAAGCCACCACCUAUUUCGGGUACAGUCGAAGAAAGAUGUUUGGCCGCCUUGGAGCACGUGUGUCAUGGACUCCAAUGUCUACAGUAUUUUCCAACUGAAGAUAUUCCGAACGAAGAACAAACGAGAGCAGACGAGAAGGCGAAGGAGGAGAAAGAAUACGAAGAGACUCAUUUGAAUAUGGCAAAACCUUUCCAAGCAAUACCUAUGCCUUACACUUCUUUGAGAGAUAAGAAAAAGGAUACCGAAUCCGUGGGAAAUUCUGUAAAUAGUAGUCCCAAUCAUAAAAAAAAACUAAGAUCGAGAAAAAACAAAAAGUCGGAAGACCUUAUCUCUAAAGAAAAACCUAGUCAUAACGAGGCAAAAGCGUUACUGUGUAAAGUUAAAGCUGAAACGCUACCUACGUGGCAAGCUCCGAAAAAAAGUGACAACGUUAGUUGGAAUGCCCACUUAAAGAUACUGUUAUACGAGAAAGCAUCGUUAAUAUUUGCUGUACUCGUUGAAAACGAGUACGCUAAUAGAAAUUAUGGAGCUUCGUUGAGAUAUAUAUUGGCAGUUCUACGGUGUCAAAAAAUAUUAGAAAUCUUUUGUGGGGUAAGAAAUGCUAAGUCGAUCAGUUAUCUAUUAGGACGCGCGGGAGAUUGCUGUUUUAUGGUGGUACAAGACUGGCCUAACGUAGAAAGACAUAGGAAAGAGUACGAAAUGAAGAACGAAAUUGAAGAAAAGAUAGUCGAAGAAAUCUGUAAAAUGGAAGACUUAGAUAUGAAUGGUGCCGAAUUACUGCCACAGCAUUUAGAAAGUAUAGAAUCUACUCUAGUAGCAUCUUAUAUGUGUUACGAGAAAGCCUUAUCGUUGGAACCAUUGGACGCUAAUAAAUAUAACCUCUUUAAACGAUUAGGAAACAUUCACAAUGAACUAGGUGUUCUUUACAUGAAUCAAGCUGAAAAAUAUUAUCAGCAAGAAAGUUCAGGGGACACGUCAGCAUCAUCGUCUACCGUAAUAACACUGCUUACGCGGUCCAAGACUCAUUUAGAAGCGGGUGUGAAAGCAUUCGAAACUGUUCGCGAUGAAGCGAACUUGGCUCUUUUACACUCGAAUACCGGAAGAGUUAUGCGACUCUGUGCACAUAUGCACGUGAAACAAAACACUCAAGAGCGUUAUUUUUACAAUAAAGCGUUAGCGAGUUAUCAAAAAGCUUUGCAAGUCUUGGGUUCUCGAAAAACAAAUCCUGUAAUUUGGGAUACUGUUACGUGGGAUUUGUCUACCACAUUGUUUACCAUGGCUACAUUACUGCAAGAUUAUUCUACUACUAGUAGUUGCAAGACGAAGGAAGAACUGGAACGAGAAGUUGUCGAUAUUCUACAAAAAGCUCUCAAGCACUGCGAUACCGAAACACCAGGUCCACGCCAGCCUGUGUAUCAGUUCCGUGCUGCGACUAUUCAACAUCGACUCGCUUCUUUUUAUCAUCGUAUGUACAGAGAGCACCAACCAGACACGGAUAGUAUUAAAAGGAAAACAAGUUUGCAACUGUGUAAGCUGUAUUAUGAAAAAGCUGCGAAGCUCUUACUAUCUUUGGAGCAGACUACAGAGUUUUUAACAGUACAAAUGGAGAGAGUCGCCUUAGCGGAACACCAAGCUCGUUGUGCUACAACGUUUAACGGCAAAUUGAAAGCAUAUCAAAAUAGUCUCGAAUUGAUACUACAGUGCAGACCUAUCAUGGAUAUAUUAUGCGAUAGAAAUAAUUCUCAGAAACAAGCGGGAAAAAGUUUAAGUACACUCGAUGACAAAGCAGGGAAAGAAAACUCGGAGAGAAAAGGAAUCGAUGAACAAAAGUUUAUAGAAGACGAGGAAACUUUAGUAACGUUACUUGAACAGAGAUUACAGUUCAAUUUGAGAUCCCUAACCAAAUUAGUCGUUACCAAGAAUAGCAGUAGCAGUGAAAAAGAUUGCGAAGCUCUUGUUAAUCUGUAUAAACAGUGUUACAGUCGACUGUUGCGACCCGUUACAAUAACAGGUUUCACGUUGAUAGAACACGUUGCGCAACUUUUACGAGACUUGGAAAAGGUGUUACCGUCUACGGAAUCUUGAAUGCGUACGCAUAGAUGUAUAUGUCGUAUCUGUGCCAGUUCGAAGACUUAACGCACAAAGUCUCGAUCAACUUAUUCCUUCCUUGGAUUGAUUUUCUCAAUAUUUUUAAAGGUUUUCUGUUGCUGUUAACGCUGGUCGUUAAUACUUGAGAGACGAGACCUUGUCAAAGAAAAUGUUCUUUAAUUCGCUAUUGUAUCUCAAGAUCUUGAGGACAUUUUUCUAUUCUAAUGUGUAUAUAGUGAGAUCGAAGCUUUUAUUUAUAUAAACAUACAUGAUUUAUAAGGGAAAAUAAAUAGCUUCCUAUGAA
Molecule: messenger RNA, 4024 nt
Organism: Hylaeus volcanicus
Lineage: Eukaryota; Metazoa; Arthropoda; Insecta; Hymenoptera; Colletidae
Product: erythroid differentiation-related factor 1
Exons: 7
Coding region: 112-3717 (1201 amino acids)
Biological process (GO): positive regulation of DNA-templated transcription
Source: RefSeq, a predicted model, not a curated record